AUGCUAUCGCGACGAAGCGAAUCGCAUUCGCCGUCGUUGUCGCGUAGCAAAUCGACGGGCGGCGCGUCGCCGCCGCCGCCGUCGGCCUCCGGCGGCUCCGACAACGUCAUCUAUUCGACGAUCAUUCGCAAGAAGUUCGCCAAAUGUUUCGGGUUCUCAUCGUCGUCGAAAGCCAACAAAUCGAUUCAGACGGUGACGUCGCCCGACGGCGGCGAUCAUUCAAAGGCCUCAAAACCGCGCGUUUCGAAUAUCACAUUCUCGACGGUGACGUCAGCCACCGGCCUGCCGACAAUUGCCGCCGAGCCGAAUAAGGCGAGAAGUAGCAGGUGCGUUUCAAAGCCGUUCAUCUCUUCUAAUAAUGGGUCCGAUUAG
Molecule: messenger RNA, 372 nt
Organism: Caenorhabditis bovis
Lineage: Eukaryota; Metazoa; Nematoda; Chromadorea; Rhabditida; Rhabditidae
Source: the annotation of a GenBank genome assembly